Messenger RNA from Iphiclides podalirius (scarce swallowtail), 621 nucleotides. The record is from the annotation of a GenBank genome assembly. NCBI's taxonomy places the organism in Eukaryota, Metazoa, Arthropoda, Insecta, Lepidoptera, Papilionidae.
AUGGGCACACCACUCAGGAAACUCUCUCCAUCGAAUCACCAUGGAGAUGUACUCUGUUUUCUUCUGGGUAGAGAACAGGACUCCGUUGUUCUUCCAUCCAGUACACGGGCGACGGGGCCGGCGGGGGCGGCGGGGCCGGUGGGGGCGGCGGGGCCGCGCGGGCCGCCCGGCACGGACGGCCGCGCCGGCGACACGGGCCUCCCGGGCCCUCCUGGCAAGCCGGGCGAGAUGGGGCCGAAGGGGGACAAGGGCGAUUACGGCGACAUGGGCUCGCCGGGCAUGCUGGGCGCGCCGGGGCUGCCCGGGCCGCCGGGCUACCCGGGCCUCAAGGGCGACAAGGGCGACAAGGGCGACUCGAAGUACAGGAAGCUGAGAAGAAGGCAGAUGAUGGGGCCGCCGGGCGCGCCGGGGACGCCGGGGCUGCCCGGCGUGGCGGGCCCGCCCGGCAUCAAGGGCGACAAGGGCGAGCCGGGCGCGCGCGGCAAGGCGGGAGAACGUGGAGAAAAGGGAGAUGCGGGUCCGAUGGGGCUUCCGGGUCCGGUGGGGCUGCCGGGCGAGGCGGGCGAUGCGGGCCCUCGGGUGAGUAGCGCACUAACAGAGCGAACUAACCGCGCGGUGGCG